Molecule: messenger RNA, 3728 nt
Organism: Sesamum indicum (sesame)
Lineage: Eukaryota; Viridiplantae; Streptophyta; Magnoliopsida; Lamiales; Pedaliaceae
Source: RefSeq, a predicted model, not a curated record
GAAUAUAGAUAGUAUUGAUAGUCAGAGAAAGAAAAGAAAAAAGAAAGAAGAAACGCAGCAGAACGGCGGAACAGAACGCAAAAAGAAAAAGAGAGAAGAGACGGCAACGCGCGCGUCCACUCUCCAGCUGGCGGCAGAGCUCUCUCCAUCAGUUACUGGGCGCCACCAUCGUGUAAAGGUUUCAGCUUGGCAUUUGCACAAACAUCUGUAUACAUGUAGGUUCAUUCCAGAAACUAGCCAAAAACUCUCUCAAAAGAUCCCAUGAAAAACCCUGUUCAAACCUUGAAGAUCCUUUUGAACAAUCCCUCUGUCAUCAAAACGAGCUCCCAAGCCAAACAACUCCAUGCCCAUACCAUCAAACUUAGAGGAGGAGGCAUUUCGUCUCCUGAAUUCACUACUACUAUUCUCUCCAUCUAUGCCAACUUUAACCUUUUGCAAGAGUGCAUCUCACUCUUCAACACAUACCAGUCACCUCCCCCAACCAAGGUUUGGAAAUCCAUCAUCAAAUGCUGUGCUUCCAGUGGCAAGUUUGUGGAUUCCGUGACUUUUUUCAAGAAAAUGAGGGCUUUGGGGAAAAUCCCAGACAGGAAUGUCUUCCCUUCUUUGCUGAAAACUUGUACCCAUUUGAGGGAUAUGAGGUUUGGGGAGGCUGUGCAUGGAUGCGUGGUCAGGCUUGGUUUGGAGAGCGAUCUUUUUACUGGGAAUGCGUUGAUGAAUAUGUAUGCAAAGUUGGAGUCUUUGGAUGCUGGGAAUGUGUUUAAUAGUGGUUCUGAACUAAAAGGAACAUUCAGAUUCAACAAAGAUGUGAAUCAGACUGAAAAUCCACUUGGAUUUCUACAAGAUUCAGGAGAAACAGUUGAAAACUUCAGUAAAGAGGUUGACUGUUUGAAGGAAAACAUGAGAAAUGAGUUGGCUCAUAGUUGUGGAGAAAACAGGGUUUUUGAUUGUAGGAGUGAUUUGAUUGAUUCUGGUGGUUCAUGCGAUGUCAACAUAUAUGGAAGGCGAUUGACAACUGUUCAUCAGAAAGCUAUUUUCAACGAUAUUGUGAAGAAUCAGUUGGAUGACAGAGGUGGGAAGAUAGAAGUUGGUGGUAGUUCAAAGGAGAAAAAGAAGGGAGCCUUUCCUGCAGAUAGUGUUAGGAAAGUUUUUGAAACCAUGCCAGUUAGAGAUGUUGUCUCAUGGAACACAGUUAUUGGAGGACAUGUGGAAAAUGGGAUGCAUGAGGAAGCUUUGUUGGCAUUGAGGGAAAUGGGAAAGGCAAACCUGAAACCUGAUUCUUUCUCUUUGUCUAGUGUGCUUCCAAUCUUUGCACAGUAUGUUGAUUUCAUGAAGGGAAAAGAGAUUCAUGGAUACACCAUUAGACAUGGUUUUGAUGAAGACAUAUUUAUUUCAAGUAGUUUGAUUGAUAUGUAUGCAAACUGCACACGAUUGGAAGACUCAUACAGGGUUUUCAGUUUAUCUCCUCACAAGGAUAGUGUUUCAUGGAAUUCGAUAAUCGCAGGUUGCGUCCAGAAUGGAAGUUUUGAUAAUGGAUUAAAAUUGUUUAGGGAAAUGUUGAUGGCUGAUAUUGAGCCUGUGGCUGUUUCAUUUUCAAGUAUAAUGCCAGCCUGCGCGCAUUUGACAACAUUAUGUUUGGGUAAGCAGCUCCAUGGCUAUAUUAUUAGGCGGGGGUUUGAUGAUAAUGUCUAUGUUGCUAGCUCUCUCAUGGACAUGUAUGCAAAAUGCGGUAACAUAAAGAUUGCAAGGUGGAUUUUUGAUAAAAUGGAGGUUCAGGAUACUAUUUCAUGGACAGCCAUGAUAAUGGCAUAUGCAUUGCAUGGCCAUGCCCCUGAUGCCAUUUUGUUCUUCGACAAGAUGGAGAUAGAGGGAGUAAAACCUAAUUCUGGAUCCUUCCUUGCUAUUUUGACAGCUUGUAGUCAUGCUGGAUUGGUUGAUGAAGCUUGGAAAUAUUUCAGGAGUAUGACUCAGAAUUAUGCUAUUCCACCAGGUGUAGAGCACUAUGCUGCUGUCUCAGAUCUUCUUGGUCGAGCAGGAAGACUAACUGAAGCUUAUGAGUUUAUCUCUAACAUGCAUAUUAAACCAACAGGAGCAAUUUGGUCCACCUUGUUGUCUGCUUGCCGAGUUCAAAAGAAUGUUGAACUGGCUGAAAAGGUUGCCAAAAAUAUGUUCAUAAUUGAUCCUCAUUAUGUGAGUACUUACGUUCUCUUAUCCAAUGUUUAUGUUGCUGCUGGAAGAUGGAAAGAUGCAGCAAAAUUGAGGAUUACUAUGAGGAAGAAAGGGAUAACGAAGAAAGCAGCUUGUAGCUGGAUUGAAGUUAAGAACAAGGUGCAUGUUUUUGUGUCAGGGGAUGAAAACCACCCAGAUUAUCCACAGAUAAACCAGGCACUGCAAGAUCUUAUGGAACGGAUAGAAUUGGAAGGUUAUAUUCCAGACACGAAUGUGGUGCUGCAUGAUGUUGAUGAGGAGCAAAAAAGAUACGUGUUGUCUGCUCAUAGUGAACGACUUGCAAUAGUUUUUGGUGUCAUUAGUACUCCUGAUGGAACAACAGUUCGUGUCACCAAGAAUCUGAGAGUAUGCGUGGACUGCCACACUGCCACGAAAUACUUGUCCAAGAUCCUAAAGAGAGAGAUCAUUGUUAGAGAUAUUGUCCGAUUUCACCAUUUUAAGGAUGGAAAAUGUUCCUGUGGGGAUUAUUGGUGAGAGCAGUGUUGGAUUUCAUCAGAAAAUACAUUUCCAUCUCCUACUAAAAAGGCAGGAAGGAAGAUCACUGGUCAGGCAGUGUAAGAGCUGCUCUAUUUUAUGUUGUAUGUUCCAUCCAUAUCGCAAUUCUAUUCAUUAAAUAUGCCCUUUGGUGAUAUAAAAUUUGCUUUCUCUGGUGCAAACUCACGGAUUAUUUUUCCUAUUAGUACAGUUAUAAAAUCUUGAAAGAAGUAUGCCACCUUCAGGAUGAUAAAGGUUGCAUCUUCAAGUGCUCGUGCUGAAAGUACGAGAUGCGCCUGAGUGUUCCAUAGGGGAAAAGGCCGAAAAGGAAGAAGGGCCCUAGCUUGCUUUAGGAAUUGGGCAUUUCAAACAUGUAGCAUGGAUGAUCAUGCUUGAGGAAGCACUGCAAUCCUGUGAAGAGGGGAGGGAUUUGACAUUCUGUCAUUGAGACAAUUUUUUUAGGCCUAUUCAACUGUUGGUACCCCUGAUUAUGUUGCUUCAGAAGUUCUGUUGAAGAAAGGAUGCGAAAUGAAAUGUGAUUGGUGGUCUCAGGGGGCUAUCAUGUAUGAGAUGCUUGUCGGAUGAAAUUAAGGCUCUCCCAUGGUUCGAAUGCAUUGAGUGGAAUAAACUAUAUCAGAUGAAAGCUUCAUUCAUUCCAGAAGUUAAUGAGGAAUUGGAUACUCAAAACUUUGAAUAGUUUUAAGAGGAUUUCUCCUUUUUAAGUUUAACCUAUUUUCUCCCAUCCUCCUUUUUUGGCUACUUUUCCUCAUAUUCUCAUCUUUUGCAGACUGACAAUCAAGUUCCUUCAGCAACAAAAUCAGGUCCCUGGAGGAAGAUGCUUACAUCCAAGGACGUCAACUUCAUGGCUUACACCUACAAGAACUUUAUAACUGUUAAUGACCAGGGAUAGUAGCUGAGCGGAAGAAGAGCAACAAACCCAAGAGACCUACUGUGAAGUAGCUCUUCACUAACAGAUGAGGAGUCAAUUUCAACAUCCACUCAACAAGACAAGGAAGCUUCCUUCAUCU